AUGCAGCCUCAAAGUUCUUUCGCAAAGUUUCAGGCACAGCCCGCCUUUGGAGUUCCCGAUCCAACGAGGGAAUACUACUCUGGAUUUGAAUAUCCAAUCGCAAUGGGCGUCAACGACAUCACCCAGCCUCCUCUCCUGUUGCAAUGCUACCAGCUUUGGGUUCCUUCUAUGGGAUUAUGCGGGAGACUGCCAAUGGAUGCUACGCAAGGAAGAGACUAUGUUCGUUGCCCCCUUGCGACACUGCGAUGA
This is a messenger RNA of Colletotrichum orchidophilum, 249 nucleotides long. RefSeq lists its product as uncharacterized. Lineage: Eukaryota; Fungi; Ascomycota; Sordariomycetes; Glomerellales; Glomerellaceae. The transcript has a single exon. The record is from RefSeq and is a predicted model, not a curated record. The coding region runs from base 1 to 249 and encodes 82 amino acids.